Messenger RNA from Heterocephalus glaber (naked mole-rat), 1419 nucleotides. Lineage: Eukaryota; Metazoa; Chordata; Mammalia; Rodentia; Bathyergidae. The record is from RefSeq and is a predicted model, not a curated record.
GCGGCGCAGGGCGCGCGCGCAGAGUGAGCGCGCAUUAGCAGCGAAGACUCUAGUGAACCCAGGCAGACCUCGCAUCCACACGUCGCCUGUGCCCUUCCCGCCGCACCCCAGCCUCCCGGCCCUGAGGACUCCCGGCCCACCCGCCAGGCAUCCGGCCCACCCGGCCCCGCGUCCCCGGCCCGCCCGCCGCUCAGGAUCGGCCCGUGCCCCACAGCCUCGAGCCGCCAUGGGGGUGGAGGGCUGCACCAAGUGCAUCAAGUACUUGCUCUUCGUCUUCAAUUUCGUCUUCUGGCUGGCUGGAGGAGUGAUCCUGGGCGUGGCCCUGUGGCUGCGCCAUGACCCACAGACCACCAGCCUCCUCUACUUGGAGCUCGGAAACAAGCCGGCACCUAAUACCUUCUAUGUGGGCAUCUACAUCCUCAUUGCUGUGGGGGCUGUGAUGAUGUUCGUCGGCUUUCUUGGCUGUUAUGGGGCCAUACAGGAGUCCCAGUGUCUGCUGGGGACGUUCUUCACUUGCCUCGUGAUCCUCUUUGCCUGUGAGGUGGCCGCUGGCAUCUGGGGCUUCGUCAACAAGGACCAGAUUGCCAAGGAUGUGAAGCAGUUCUAUGACCAGGCUCUGCAGCAGGCUGUGGUGGACGAUGACGCCAACAAUGCCAAGGCUGUGGUGAAGACUUUCCAUGAGACGCUCAACUGCUGUGGCUCCAACACAUUGACUGCGCUGUCCACUUCCGUGCUGAAGAACAACCUUUGUCCCUCAGACACCACCGUCAUAAAUGCCUUAUGGAAGGAUGACUGCCAUAAGAAGAUCGACGAACUCUUCUCUGGGAAGCUGUACCUCAUUGGCAUUGCAGCCAUAGUGGUUGCUGUCAUCAUGAUCUUUGAGAUGAUCCUGAGCAUGGUGCUGUGCUGUGGUAUUCGGAACAGCUCUGUGUACUGAGGCCCUGCAGUUCCAGCUUCUGGGAUCCCUGCAGUGCCCUCAGAGUGACCCGGAGGCUGCUGCAGGCGUUGCUGCCUGUGUAUAUAAUGUUUCCGGUAUUACUCUGCUACACUUAGCCUUUUUACUUCUGAGGUUUUGUUUUCAUUCUGAACUUGCCUAUUACUUUUAGGGGCUGGCAUCACUGGUAGGUGGCGUGUGUGGGGGUGGAGCUGCUCCAGGCUUUGGGCCCUUUGGUAUCUCCCAGAGACCACUUGCCUGGAUGCUCAGCAUGGCCAAGUUGGGGGGGCCAUCUGCCCACCCCCUGGCCCAUUCUGUGGGCUGCAUGGCUCACCUUUUUUAAUCUUUUUUCUUCUCCUGCCCACAUUUUAAGAGCUGGGUCUGUGAGCACUCUUAUGCCUUCAAUGCACCUGUCCUUUCUAACAUGUCACCUUCAACUGUAAUUACAUCUUGAAACAGACAUUUAAUAAAGAAGGAAAAUCAGG